CUGACAUUCAGGAUCCAUCCAUAACCCAACUUUUUGUAGUUUUUGAUAGUUAUGUUUUGAUACUUAAAAAAGGAUUAAUGAAAAUGAAUAUUCCCCGUUAUGAAUUUCGCAAAGAAAAUAAAGCCCUCCUCGCUGAAUUUCUGAAGAAAUCCGAAGAAUACAAGUCGAAUAAAUUUUGUAACCUCCAAGAACAUGAUAGAUUGACAAACAUUUUGCCAGUGAAUGAACAUUUGAAAGAGCUGCUCAUUGAAGAAGUUGUUGAUAUUACCCAAAGUGAUGGAGACAUUUCUGAGGGGCACAGUGAAAAUUUACAAGCCCUUGACAUCUCCAUAGAAGAUGUUUUCAAUGCACCUGAAUCAAGCCAAAGAAUUUUGAAUGAAACAACCAUAGAUGACAUCACUUAUGCAAUCAAGGAAAAUUUAGAAACUGAGAAAUGCCUCUCUGCAAGUGUAAUAGGCACCUUACACAAAUCAGAUUUGAAUCUUGAAGAUGUCUUUUUGAAUCUAUCCAAUGAGUUGAACUAUGAGGAAGUUCUGAAUCUUGGAUUGUCCCUAAAUUCAGCUCUCAUUGGUGAUGAUAGGAUAAUAUCACAUUUCAUCAAAUACCUUUUACUAAAACAGCUUGCAGUGGAGUUCUCAGACCAGUUCCAAUCAAUCUACAAUGAAUUUUGCCAAAGAUAUUCAAACAUUUUGAUGGAAGAGUUAACAAAUGUGAUACUAAAUACUAAGACUGAUUAUACCAGAGUUUUUUUACAAUAUCUGAAUGAAUCAGAAACCAAUUUCAAAUCAAAACUAUUCAGGAACUUCAUUUUCAAUUGCACCACACUCCAAGAUAACCACAUCCCUCUCAUAGAAGCCCUACAUGGUACAUCAGACAUCGACUCUCUGAACAAACUGGUAGAGAUAAUGUCAAUGUCAGCAAAUAAUUAUUCCACCAAUAAACCAUUUGGAAAGCUGCUUCUGAAUGUGAUAAAAGUUUUGGGGAAAAAUAUUCAAACAUUGGAAAGGCCCAUGAAUCACAUAAUUGCUACUCACAAAUCUGUAUGGAAGGGGAAAAUACAAAAACAGUAUAAGGAAAAUUUACAAGACAGUAUUCUGAUGUCACAAUCCUUUAGAUAUUAGUGCAAAAUAAAUAUUUUUAUAUU
Phaedon cochleariae (mustard beetle) is the source of this 1144-nucleotide messenger RNA. The record is from the annotation of a GenBank genome assembly. Lineage: Eukaryota; Metazoa; Arthropoda; Insecta; Coleoptera; Chrysomelidae.